Molecule: messenger RNA, 1485 nt
Organism: Branchiostoma floridae (Florida lancelet)
Lineage: Eukaryota; Metazoa; Chordata; Leptocardii; Amphioxiformes; Branchiostomatidae
Exons: 4
Coding region: 143-1420 (425 amino acids)
Biological process (GO): nucleobase-containing compound metabolic process
Cellular component (GO): cytoplasm
Molecular function (GO): ATP binding; AMP kinase activity
Source: RefSeq, a predicted model, not a curated record
UCAGUGCGGUGUUGUUUUCGUAGAGCGCGCGGAGGCGUAACAGAGGCCGUCCAUCCUCCUGAAUCAUAUCCCAGCUUUUCAGAAGAAAGCGCCGCGGGAAAACUGUGAGCUACGCCGUACCACCGCGGUGCCUAGCCCGGUCAUGGGCUGCUCGCCCAGCCGAGGCUACGUGCGGGACGGCAGCGGGGCCGAGCGCGAGCGGGGCCGCGGCAGGAUGUUCCGCCGCCCCAAGGUGAGCAUCCGCGUGGGGCCCGCGGUCAGGCCGGUGCGGGAGGACGAGCACAAGAUCGUCUUCAUCUUCGGCGGACCCGGUUCGAGGAAAGGCAUCGUGAUCGACCGGCUGAUUCAGAUGUACGGCUUCAUCCUCCUGUCGGCAGAGGACCUCAUCCUGCACCAGCUCCCCAAGCGGGUCUCGCACGCGAUCGACGUGCGGAACACGCAGAGCAUGUCCAGUCUUCUACGCGAGGAUCCGUCGCAUCUCACCCUGGACUGGGUGCUCAAGCUCAUGGGAGACAGGAUAUUUGCGGACACGGAGAAGCACUUCCUGAUCGACAUGGUGCCAAACCUGAAGUUCCUCCUGAAGGUCAAGAGCUUCAUGAAGGACUGCACGGCAGAGAUGGAGGAAUUCGAGGAGCACCACCCCUGUGCCUUUGCCCUUAACCUUGCCAUUCCCGAGGAUCGCGUGCUGAAACAGGUGGAGGAGGCCCUGUGUAAGAAGAAGCAGGCGGACAACAUGCCCGAAGUGGACCAGCAACAGACCGACGAGAUGGACACGUCGCGGACGCGUAGAAGGCACGAGCUCUACCAGAAUAGCGUUAAAGCGUUUCUGGAGUACUUUCAUCAAACGGAGCGCGUGGUGACCGUGGACGUGUCGUGUGGCAUCCCGGACCUAAUCUGGGGAAGGGUGCAGUCGUUUUUUUGCGAGAUGGAGUUCCGACCGAGAAGACCGGUGAAAACUGUGGUACUUUUUGUUUUAGAGGAGGAAGACCUGAAAGGAAUUGAGCUUGCAAAGUAUGGAAUUGUUAAGGUGAAUCUUAACACACUGUCAAGUGACGAUGGAUGUUAUGGUUCAGACAAACUUCUCAAGGCGUUACAUGACUACAUGCAGAAACUCUCCCAGGAUACAGAGAACUUUGCAGUCACACUGGCAGGAAGCUGCAUUGUCGAAAGCAGGAAAAACAGCCUUCGGGACAAAGGUAUCGUGUUCUGCGACCUCACAGACGGCGUGCACCUAGAGGAUUACAUGUGCCCGAUAAACCCUCGGAGAAAGAAGAGCCUCAUCCGGAAAAAGAGCAUCGCCCUGAGGCCGCUGAAGGCAGUGAUUUCCACCACAACCCUGUCCUGCCUCUUCCAGAGGGACAUUGAUACUGAGCUGUGUCGGCAGAUUGCAGUGUGUUUAUCAGGACAUUAUGACUUUUGACUUUCAUUCUGAUAUCGAAGAAAUCAGUAUGCUUGAAGUCUCAAGCAUUAUGCUUCGAGUUUGAC